AGAGAAAAGAAGGAAAAAGGAAUUUCUUUCCCAUCAUUUUCCAUAUAUUUCGUGUAAAUCCAUAUCUACAGUACUAUCAAACAACCAAAAAUAUAUAUAUAUAUAUUUAUUAAAUAAAGUAAAUAGAAUUCAAAUCUAAUAAAUCAAAACUGAAAUUUCCCGUUAGGUUUACCGCCAUGUCAAUGCGAAGACGAACCUUGCUCAAGGUCAUUGUUCUCGGCGAUAGCGGGGUGGGUAAGACGUCGUUGAUGAAUCAAUAUGUUCAUAAGAAGUUCAGUCAGCAAUAUAAAGCAACUAUUGGUGCUGAUUUUGUCACUAAGGAACUCCUGAUUGAUGAUCGCCUCGUCACUUUGCAAAUAUGGGACACUGCAGGGCAGGAGCGGUUUCAAAGUCUUGGAGUUGCCUUUUAUAGGGGUGCAGAUUGCUGUGUGCUAGUAUACGAUGUAAAUGUUAUGAAAUCAUUUGAUAACCUUGAUAACUGGCAUGAGGAGUUUCUCAAACAGGCAAAUCCAACUGACCCUAGGACGUUUCCUUUUAUAUUGCUUGGAAACAAGAUAGAUAUAGAUGGUGGUAAUAGUCGAGUGGUCUCUGAGAAGAAAGCAAAAGACUGGUGUGCUUCAAAAGGAAACAUACCUUACUUUGAAACAUCAGCAAAAGAAGAUAUCAAUGUUGAUUCUGCAUUCCUUUGUAUUGCCAAAACUGCGCUAGCAAAUGAGCGUGAGCAGGACAUAUAUUUCCAGGGCAUCCCAGAGGCUGUGACCGAGACUGAGCAAAGAGGUGGUUGUGCAUGCUGAAUACAAGCCAAAUUCUUUAUUCUUGGUUGCCAGAUGCUUCCAUUUUUUCUGGUUCCUAUGGUUCUUAUCCAUUUUUUGUAUGCAUUGUAUUUCUAAAUCCCUUGAUUGAAGCAUUAUUUGCCAUUAUUUUUGGUAGAGAAGAUUUUUAAGAAUAAAAAUUUGUAGAAUUCAGCAUGAGUUUGCUUUUAAUUUUAGUUAGGGAUUUAUGUUCCUGGUGGCUUAGGAUGAGCUAUCAUCUAAACUGCAGACAGAUUUACUAAUUUUAAUUAGAGAUGUAUGUUCUAAGGGGGGUGUUCCCUAAAAUUUUUUUG
Messenger RNA from Durio zibethinus, 1105 nucleotides. RefSeq names its product ras-related protein Rab7-like. NCBI's taxonomy places the organism in Eukaryota, Viridiplantae, Streptophyta, Magnoliopsida, Malvales, Malvaceae. The record is from RefSeq and is a predicted model, not a curated record. Gene Ontology annotation, cellular component: vacuolar membrane. Gene Ontology annotation, molecular function: GTPase activity; GTP binding.